AUGACUCUCGCCUGGAUCGCCGCCGUCUUCAUUCUGCUGGCCGCCACCCGAUUCGAGCCGGUCGACGCGUCCUGCUGUUGUUGUCCCUGUUGUUGUUGUUGCUGCAAGCCUUGCUGUUGCUGUUGCUGUAAGUGCUGUUGCUGUAAGUGCUGCUGCUGUAAGUCUAUCGGUGAAUAGUAAGCCCAACCGUUCCCCGUGUGGUCGUCUCCCCUUGGAGUAGGAGGUGUGAGGGUAACUGUAAAAGUAAAAAGUUUUUAAAUUCAAUCCAAUUUUUGGAUAGAAAACGAUGCACGUCAAUCCAAAAUAGAAGAAAAAAUCCCGCCCCUUUUUGGUGAUUCGUUCAAAACGAAAUGUCACUAUCCGAUAAAACGCAUUUUCUUAUCUUUCUUCUUCCUUUUCGAGAAAAAGCAAUUAUUUCGGGCGAGAAAAAGUGCCGAUAAUUUCGCGACAUUUCGUCUCUCUUUUAAAUCAAUGAAAACGAUACAAAGUUUCGAAAAGGUUCAUGGAUUGACGUGCGAUGAUUUUAACGAUUAAGAGGACUCCUAGGCCUAGCUGAGCUCAUUUUCCCUCUAUCACUUACCCCUCCCCUUCGGCGGCCCCCAAAUUUAUUCGUCACUCAUUUCAGGCCCUUGUUGCUGCUGUUGUUGCAAGCCCUGCUGUUGCUGCUGUUGCAAGCCCUGCUGCUGUUGUUGUUGCAAACCCUGCUGCUGCUGUUGUGAGUUGGGUUGAUGGCAGAUCUUAACGAGGCGUUUUUAGGUGGUGGACGUCGUCGCCGUUCGUUGGCCGCUGCCGCCGCUCGUGGCGCUUUGGGUAACGCUUCGUUGGUGCCCCGCGCCGAGGCCGUCGGAUCUCGCUCCGCUCGCUCAUGUGGAGGAAAGUGCGAGGAGUGCAAGAACUCCCCAGCCGCCGGCGGUUGCCAAGCCGGAGGAUGUCAAGCCGGCCCCGCCAACCGUCAGUGCCGCCAGUGCACCCCCGCCGAGGAGAAGGCCUGUCUCGCGAUGGUCCAACAACAACAACAACACAAGGAAGCGCCAGCCACUGGCUCUCACAGCUACAGAAAGUUCAAGCGCGCCAUCGCCGCCCAGAAGAGCCAGCCCGGAUGUGCGAACCAGGCCGACAACAAGCAGUGCAAGUGCUAGAUGGCCGGGUGUCGAACGCCUUCUUAACUUAUUCCGAAUCUCUUUUUCUCUAUUUCCUCGUCUGUUACAGUAGUCCGUAUGUGAACUACAGUUCGAUUAUCGGUAAGUCUCCUCUAAUUUAAUCUUCUUCCACCGGAUCCACCGUAAUUUCUCUUCGAUUUAUUAUUCUUGAUAAGUCGACUCGAGACUAUGGUGGCUUACGGUAGCUAUAGCACUUUGGGUUCUGGUGUACACUUCUCCUACUAUCUCAGCGGUUAUUCUACACCCUUUUCUGGUACUAAUGCGAGCUAUACAAUCACAUACGCUUACUCUACCGAAAGGCUGUGGACUAACAAACCUUGACUUCUCUGACUAUCUCUCUCUUUUUUCGGGCCAUAUCUCUCCAACUAUCUCUUUCUCUCCGCACUCUUCACUUUCCUCACACUCCCUCUUCACUGAUAUUUAUUUGUAUUUAUUAUACACAAUAAAUUAUUUGAAAUCACUGGGCACGAUUGCGAUUACUGCUCGAAGCACCGCUUACACUCCCUUCCUUAUAGAGUACAAUUACAAUUUAAGCCACGACAACUCUCCCCCGCAACACGUGUACUGUAAUAGCGAAGACGAGAGAGAUCCAGAAACCGCAGAUUCAACUCACUUCAACGCACUUCUUCGGGGACGGACAUUCACAACUCUCUUAA
Bursaphelenchus xylophilus (pine wood nematode) is the source of this 1816-nucleotide messenger RNA. NCBI's taxonomy places the organism in Eukaryota, Metazoa, Nematoda, Chromadorea, Rhabditida, Aphelenchoididae. The record is from the annotation of a GenBank genome assembly.